This is a messenger RNA of Prorocentrum cordatum, 2437 nucleotides long. The record is from the annotation of a GenBank genome assembly. NCBI's taxonomy places the organism in Eukaryota, Dinophyceae, Prorocentrales, Prorocentraceae.
GGCACGCUGAACCAUACUGUGAGAUGCACUGAUACGGUUAGCUCUGUCGUGACUACCGAAACGCAUAGUGUUAGUACAUGAAUGAGCGUUGCUGCGGAGCACUUGGGGCAAGCAAUGACACUCGUGUCAAGGAGCCCGCACGUGCAAAUCUGCAGAAAAACAGCCGCAUUUUUCCCCUGCGGCUGAGCUCGACCACAAAGCAUUGCUCCUCCGAGCCCGUGGGGUGCUCGCCGACAACGCGCUUCCCGACCGUCGGCUCGAGGGGCAGCAGGAGGAGGCAAACUGAGCAUCGUCGACAAGUGAUCUGUCGCCAAGCUAUGGGCCAGGAAAAAUGCAGCGCUACCGCGCCAAAGCAGUGCGUCUUCGAUAUGGGCCGGCGGAUUGAGCGAAGCGAUUCAAUCAUCCGACAAAUCUCGAGCAACUCAGCCUGGCAUUAGCCUGGCAUUGCCUUUGGCCGGAUGAGAAAAGUUGUGUGCACCUACGCAGCCGCUGUCUUUCUCGACAGUGGCAAUGAGCUGCGAGAGCGCUGGAUCCAUGGAUCGCCUCCUGCGAAAGUUUGCGGGGCGUCAGAAGAGAGAGAGAGAGAGAGAAAAACAAAAAAAAAAACUAGCAGGGCAAUGGACACGCAGAAGAGAGAUGAGGAUGACAACAAUUAUGGCAAAAGAGUUUGUCCUGCUCUUGUGUGGCAAGCUGGCGAUGGCCGAGAGGCCAGACAGCUACAACUCGACGUGCGGCGCUCUGCUUUGCGCAGAAAAUUCGCCAGGUGAGGACGUGAUACUCAAUCCGAUGACCCCUUGGUCCACGGCGUGUGAAGUUGUUGCCCCUCCCUGCCUCUUGGGCAGUCCCGGGGCGAUCAUGAAGACCUCUUGGGUGCUGAACUCACGAAGGCAAAUAUGCUAAAAUGUACGUUCCCGUAGAAACCUUGCGCAGGCCACAGCGCGUAGGCAGUGGGUGAAGAUGUGCACGGAAGCGGAUGCUCUUCAGCAUGCCGCCCGUGCCCUGUAAGCAGAACCUACGACUACCUCACUCAUACACGUCGGUCGGAAGAAGUAGGUAAAGACAUGAAGCAGAAAGGCGGGUAAAGAAGAUUGGGUCCAGGCCCUCCCAGAGAAUAACAAAACACAGCAAGAGCGUGCCGAGUCUUGAAGUAGGAAGGCGCUUGAAGUAGACUGGGAUCUGGGAGUCCGAGAAGACCCACUUUCAACGAUCGGCGUGCAAUUCUCACCAGUGAGAGGAGCGAAGCCUCGAGGGUCGAAGCACUCGUGGCACCAGCUGCCCAGGCGCCCACCAGAGCCCACGUCGCCGACCGCGGAGCGGUGCUCGAAGAGGGCGAAGAGGAGGACGCAGCACGUCUGGUCCGACCACCGCGCCGCCAGAGCAUUCCACAUCUACAGGAUCACGGGGUGCCAAAUCCUGCGACUGGUGAUGCUCUUCGAACCAUUCCCAAAGGCCUUCUGUGCACAUCUGAUUAUGGACUUGUCUACGCGUCUGCCACACAAACUUCCGACCGGUCUUCGCCAUGAUGCAGAGUAAAUCUGCCUGGAUCGACGUUCCAUCGGAACCAGCUUUGAAAUAAAAGUCGGCAUCUAUGCGCAGAUAAUACUCUUACUUAUCAAAGGCCGGAUGCUGGUACAUCGCCUUGGUAAAAAACUGGUUCAUGCGCUUGUAGCUUGUACUCACGGCUUUUGCACAAUCGUUCAUCUUCCCCUCCCAAGCGUCAUCGUCGGCGAUGACCUUUGGGAAGGCGAGAUCGAAAUCUUCAACCUCAAAGUUCUAGGUAUCGUUGCCCAAAACUUCCUGUGCAACCUUCAUCACUCGUUCGCGGGAGGGGGAACUUGCGAAGCUAGAAAGAUCAUACUCGCGCAACUCUUUACUGGGGACGAACACUUUCACGUCGUACGCCCAAUGCUUCAAUAUGAAAUAGCGAAGUCUUGACAAGCCGUCACAACACAUAUUCAGAUCUGACUGUCUGGUCACCAGGUAAACGAUGACACCAUUUUCGAGUGGCGCUGCUCCGUGGGAGAAGUAUCCUUGAUGGCAGUGGUCCCACGCUUCCGAGGCGCGCGACUUCUCUUCAGGGUCGGGCCCCUUCUUCUCGGGGCCACCGGAUUCGAGCCCCGCUGAGAACCUGCUGGCGUCUCCAGCGUGCUGGAAAUACCACGUGUCGAAGUCGUCCUCCUCGUCCGUAUCCCUGCCGGCGGCAGCGAAAUCACCGAUGAUGACAUCGUCGCGGUUCGCUUCGCGUGCCGCGCGCUCGCUGGCGACAGCGGGCCGGACAGGCCGAGCGUCGAGCCCGACCGCCGAUCGGAUCAGCAUCAGGGCGGCCGCAACCGCCAACACGUGCAGCCCCGCCGUCUGGGAAGCUCGGCGUGGGCUCAGGUUAGGUUAAAGGUAAAUUAGGUUCGGUGCGAAAGUUCUGCACUGGAGCCAAAACUGC